Neurospora crassa OR74A is the source of this 3370-nucleotide messenger RNA. RefSeq names its product ubiquitin carboxyl-terminal hydrolase 14. Gene Ontology annotation, molecular function: protein binding; cysteine-type deubiquitinase activity; zinc ion binding. The transcript is spliced from 4 exons. Lineage: Eukaryota; Fungi; Ascomycota; Sordariomycetes; Sordariales; Sordariaceae. The coding region runs from base 187 to 2553 and encodes 788 amino acids. Gene Ontology annotation, cellular component: nucleus; cytosol. Gene Ontology annotation, biological process: protein deubiquitination. The record is from RefSeq and is a predicted model, not a curated record.
CUACGGCAAGCUUCCAUUUUCCUUCACGCUUCUUCCAUCUUCUCUUCCUCUGCAAUACAACUUCACUUGGCGGUAGACUUCAUCCAACAAUUCGAUGACUUUCUAGUUGUACACAACUACACACCAAGAAUACAGACAACAUAGCUUGGUUGAUUUCAUUCAUACAUCAUCGCGAAUCCGCCCAACAUGUCGUGCCCCCACAUCGGGUCCGCAAACCUCGCGAAGCCGUCGCCUACCGACAAUGUCUACCGCGAGGAUUGUACCCAAUGCUUCGAUUCCAUUGACGACCCAGCUGGUCUGGAUGUCUGCUUAAAGUGCUUUAACGGAGGCUGCGCUGGCGACCGGAAUCACGCAAAGCUCCAUGCCACCUCGCGAAACCACCCGCUCGUCCUCAACAUUCGCCGAACCCGCAAGAUCAUCGAGCGCAAUGAGCCGCCUCUCAAGAUGUCCAAGCUCGCCAUCGCGGCCGAGACCGAAAGCGAUCGCUACGAUACAACACUUACAGUCAAGUGCUUGGACUGCGGAAUCGACAACUUGAACAAGGAAGAUGCCACCAUCGCCCCCGUCAUCGAGGCCGUCAUGAAGGCCAACACGUUCUCACGCAAGGAGGAGGUCAAGGCCUGGGAACAAGAGCUCACUACCUGUGAGCACAUCUUGACAAUGCAGCAAGGAGAGCCUCGCAAGAUUGAGUCUCAGGAUCUGGGCCAUUGCUCCAAGUGCGACUUGAACGAAAACCUUUGGCUGUGUUUGGAAUGCGGAAACCUUGGUUGUGGCCGCGCCCAAUUCGGUGGUGUCAGCGGAAACUCUCACGGUUUGGCUCACGCGACCGAGACCAAACACGGCGUCGCUGUCAAGCUUGGUUCCAUCACCCCCGAGGGAACGGCCGACGUAUACUGCUACAACUGCGACGAAGAGCGCAUCGAUGACAACCUGGGCGCCCACCUGGCCAACUGGGGCAUUAUCCUUGCCGAGCGCGAAAAGACGGAAAAGAGCUUGACGGAAAUGCAGAUCGAGCAGAACCUGAAAUGGGAGUUUUCCAUGACCACUGAGGACGGCAAAGAGUUGACACCCGUUUUUGGCCCUGGCCUGACUGGCCUCAAGAACCUCGGAAACAGCUGCUACCUUGCCAGUAUCCUACAGUGUCUCUACGACUUGCCCUCUUUCCAACAACGGUACUAUAGCGACAAGCUUGGUCCUCUCCCCAGCGUAUCAGAUCCUGCCGAGGACCUCGAAACACAGCUUCGCAAGCUUGGUGAUGGUCUUCUUUCCGGCCGGUACUCCAAGUCAGACGCCGAUGUCUUUGCUUCUGAGCACACUCCCAACGUCCCUUACCAGAAGGGUCUCCAGCCUUCCAUGUUCAAGCACCUCAUGGGUCGUGGCCACGAGGAGUUCUCGACCAUGCGGCAGCAAGACGCCUUUGAGCUCUUGCAGCAUCUGAUCAAGCUCAUCACUCGAUCCAAGCAUCCAGUAGAGCUUGGUGAUCCCACCCAGCCCAUGCGCUUCGUCAUGGAGCAGCGUCUGCAAUGCCUCAACUGCAAGAAGGUCCGCUACAGUAGCAAUGAGCAGGACAGCGUCUUCAUUGACGUGCCCAUGGAGAAGCUUCCACCCGAGGAGGAGGGUCAAGAACCGAAGUACAAGCCUGUCACGCUCAAGCAGUGUCUUGACAGCCUGACUGCCUCCGAGGUCGUUGAGCUGACCUGUGCGGGCUGCGGAAGCAAGGAUGGGUUUACCAAGCGUCAAGCCUUCAAGACCUUCCCCGAUGUCCUCGUUGUCAAUGCCCGAAAGAUGGCUGUUGUCAACUGGGUCCCCGUCAAGAUUGAUGUUCCCGUCAUUGUUGAUGACGAGCCCUUGAACCUUGACGAAUACCUUUCCAAGGGUCAGCAGCCUGACGAAGAAGCCCUGCCCGAGGAUGAGUCGGCCAAGAGCAGCGCUCCUGCAUUUGUGCCUAACGCGGAGGCGCUUGCCAUGCUCGAGGCCAUGGGAUUUCCACGAGUCCGUGGUGAGAAGGCGCUGCAUGCCACAGGCAACUCGGAUGCCAACGCUGCCAUGGAGUGGCUGUUUGCUCACAUGGAUGACCCCGAUAUUGAUGUGCCUUUGGACCUCAGUGCCAGCAGCGGUGGUGCGGCUUCAGGAGGCGCUGGCGCGGCUGACCCGGAGAAGUUGGCCAUGCUUGAGUCGAUGGGAUUGUCUGGACCGAGGGCUGUAAAAGCACUGAAUGAGACCGGUGGUGAUGUGGAAAGAGCCAUCGAGUGGCUAUUCAGCCAUCCUGAUGAUGAUGGUGCGGACGCUGUUGAAGAGGAGGCACCGGCUGGCAAUGAGGGGCCAAAGAAGGAGGCGGGCAGUAGUGAGUUGCCAGCCAAGUUCCAGUUGCAGUCGAUUGUGUGCCACAAGGGAACGAGUAUUCACGCUGGACACUAUGUUGCUUUCAUUCGUAAGAAGCUUAGCGAGGACGAGACCUCCUGGGUCCUUUUCAACGAUGAGAAGGUGGUCAAGGUGGUGGAUGUUGAGGAGAUGAAGAAGACUGCUUAUGUCUACUUCUUCAAGCGGGUGUAAAUCAUAGCAGGGCUUACAUCCAGUUAUUCAGUAGCGGGACGGGCGAGGAGUUGGUACAAGUGACAUCGCAGUUGAGCGGGAACAAAGAGAUGUGUACAUGCCUACAUUAACGAAGAUACGAAUUCAACGCAUAUGAUGUCUACUCUUGGCCCAUUACCAUGCGCAAGAUAGCACGCCGUAUCGGCUCUUUAACUCCUCCCUGUCCACUCACGGAAGUCCUUUUUUGUCAAAGGGUUCAACUAAUCUCCCCUGCAUUGGACGUGCGUACACCACAGGUUCGGAUUGACGGAGGGACGGGACGGGAACGGGAAGAACCGCAGCACGCGUCAAGCAAGUUGCACGUGCUUUAAAACCUCGUUCAUUUGCUUAUUUCAAGGCUCCUGUCACUUCCAUUGUCUGUCGUCGUUCUUCAACUUUUUCUUAAACCCCCUCCAUUCUGCCCCCAACCCACAGAAGGUCGAAAUACUUUUCCGCUACCUUGCCAGGCACAACUAAGCACAGCUGAAAUUGUUGGUUACUCGAAGAAGAGCGUGGUGGUCGAGGACAACGUCAAUGUCGAGCAUCGACUGAACACCCCGAUACGAUAUUAAAACCAUGAGUCCAAUCACAUGUGCCGCAGAUACAAAUUGAACGUGUCCUUUGGUUAUCACUCUCGACUCGACGCGCUUCACUCACAUCCGGUGAACCGGGAGGGCGGCAAUGAUACAAGGAACGAUCCCGAUCAAACAACACAGCCCCAAUCCUCAACGGGCAUCAAACUUUUUGUUGAGUUUUCCAUUUCCAGGCAGCACCAUUUAUACGUUUCACUACACCACUA